GAAGAGUGCCGAAGAAGAAGCUUCUCAGAGGUUUCAUUGUUUCUCACCUCAGCAGCUCAGCUCUUCCCUUGCAGUUGUUUUGUAUUGUAGCUCUUGCCGUCAUCGACACUCUCCCUCACUCACACCCCAAACGUAUAUAUACCCCCAACGCCAAUCCCAACUUCCUCUCCAUCUUCUUCUUCUCCUCCUCCUCCUCCUGCAUCCAACUGAAGAGAAGGGACUACGAAUGGCGACUGUGUCAGGGAAGCCAUGGAAGGUCGAAUACGCUAAGUCAUCCAGAUCCUCCUGCAAGACCUGCAAGUCCCCCAUUGACAAGGAGAAGCUCCGGCUCGGCAAGAUGGUCCAAUCCUCCCAAUUCGACGGAGUCAUCCCUAUGUGGAACCACGCAACCUGUAUAAUGAAGAAGGCAAAGCAGAUAAAAUCCAUUGAUGAUAUUGAUGGAAUAGAGCUGCUUCGGUGGGAAGAUCAACAAAAGUUGAGGAAGUAUAUAGAGGAUGGGUGUGGUGGCGGGGGCAAUGGAGUAUCAUCAUCAAGUAAAAGUACUACUGCUCCAUCAGAAUGUGCUAUUGAAGUGUCACAGACUUCUCGUGCAACAUGCAGGGACUGCAGCCAGAAGAUUAUGAAAGGAGAGGUGCGCAUAUCCACUAAGCCCGAUGACCCAAAAGCUAGGGGUGUAGCAUGGCAUCAUGCCAAUUGCUUUCUGAAUUUAACUCCCUCCAUUGAUGCGGAUAAGCUGCAAGGAUGGGAAAGUCUAUCAGUUGCUGAUCAGACUACUGUUCGUGCUAUGGCCAAGAAGGAUCCUUCUUCAGAAAAGCAUGGGGCAAAGUAUGACCCACGAGAGGAUAAAGAGGUCAUGCAGGAUUUGUCCUCGAAAGCUGGGGUAAAGCGUAAAAAAGAUGGUGCUGGUGGUCAGAAGUCAAAAGUUGUCAAGGCUGGUGGUGAUAUUUCUACAAGCAAGGCAGCUGCUUCAAAGAAUGCCGAGAAUUUUGGGCACGAAAAAGCUCAAAUAAAGGAACUGGAGAGCAAAAUGGAGGUGCAAAGCAAAGAGCUGUGGGCUCUUAAAGAUGACUUGAAGAAGCAUGUUACAACAGCAGAGUUGCGUGAAAUGCUUGAUGCUAAUGGUCAAGAUUCAACAGGAUCAGAACUUGAUUUACGGGACCAUUGUGCUGAUGGAAUGCUAUUUGGAGCACUGGCAAGCUGCCCUGUUUGUUCGGGUUCGCUUCGAUAUUCUGGAGGCAUGUAUAGAUGCCAUGGUUACCAGUCAGCAUGGAGCAAAUGCACAUACUCUACUCGAGAACCAGCACGGCUUAAUGGAAAAUGGAAAAUUCCUGAAGAGACGGACAACCAAUACCUUUUGAAGUGGUUCAAAUCUCAAAAAGUUAAGAAGCCUGUUCGGGUUCUUCUGCCACCUUCUCCUAGUGCGCCUUCUGGUAGUCAGGUGUCUAAUAGUCAGUCUCAAUCAUCAAGAAAUGAAGGCUUGGAAAAUCUAAAAGUUGCUUUUUCUGGUUUCAUGAGAGAAUCUAGGAAUGAUUGGAAAGCUAAAAUUGAAGAGGCAGGUGGUCUGGUUCAUCCUAAGAUUAGGAAAGAAACAAAUUGCUUAGUAGUCGGUGGAGAGUUGGAUGAUGAAGACACUGAGAUGAGGAAGGCUAGGAGAAUGAAAAUACCUGUUGUCAGAGAGGCUUACCUGGUUGAUUGUUUUAAAAGACAGAAGAAGCUUCCUUUUGAUCUGUACAAAGUUGAAACGGUUGGUGGAGCUUCAGACAUGGUCACUGUGAAGGUGAAAGGACGAAGUGCUGUGCAUGAAGCUUCAGGCUUGCAAGAUUCAGGCCACAUCCUUGAGGAUGGUAAAAGCAUAUAUAACACGACUUUGAACAUGUCUGACUUAUCAACGGGUGUAAACAGCUACUAUAUCCUUCAAAUAAUUGAAGAUGAUAAAGGGUCAGAUUGUUAUCUCUUCCGCAAAUGGGGUCGAGUGGGAAAUGAAAAAAUUGGGGGAAGCAAGUUGGAUGAGAUGUCAAAAUCAGAUGCAAUCCACGAAUUCAAGAGAUUAUUCCUCGGGAAGACUGGGAAUCCUUGGGAAGCAUGGGAAUCAAAAGAGAAUUUCCGGAAGCACCCUGGCAGAUUCUACCCACUUGAUAUCGAUUAUGGGGUCAACAAGCAGGCUACAAGAAAAAGUUCAAAUGAUGAGGAUAGCAAACUUGCUCCUCCACUUAAAGAACUGAUAAAAAUGCUGUUUAACGUGGAGACUUAUAGAGCUGCUAUGAUGGAAUUCGAAAUUAAUAUGUCGGAAAUGCCACUUGGGAAACUGAGCAAGAGUAACAUCCGGCAAGGCUUUGAAGCAUUAACAGACAUACAGAACCUCCUGACCAGUAAAAAUCACGACCCUUCUGUCAAAGAAAGUUUGCUUAUUGAUGCGAGCAAUCGAUUUUUCACGAUGAUCCCUUCUAUACAUCCACAUGUAAUUAAGGAUGAAGAUGAUUUCCAGUCAAAGGUAAAAAUGUUGGAAGCGCUUCAGGACAUUGAAGUUGCCUCUAGACUAGUUGGGUUUGACAUUGACAGUGAAGACUCUAUCGAUGAUAAGUAUAAUAAGCUCCACUGUCAAAUCAAUCCUCUUCCUCAUGAUAGUGAAGAUUAUCAAUCGAUCGAGAAAUACCUCCAUAAGACCCAUGCCCCUACUCAUACGGAUUGGGCUCUUGAACUGGAGGAAGUCUUUUCCCUUGAAAGGGAAGGGGAAUUUGAUAAAUUUGCUCCCUACAGGCAGAAGCUCAAGAACAAGAUGCUUUUAUGGCAUGGUUCUCGCUUGACAAACUUUAUUGGUAUACUUAGUCAAGGACUAAGAAUUGCUCCACCUGAAGCUCCAGCGACUGGUUAUAUGUUUGGAAAAGGAAUUUAUUUUGCUGACAUGGUCAGUAAAAGUGCCCAAUAUUGCUAUACUGAUCCAAACAAUCCCGUUGGUCUACUGCUCUUAAGUGAAGUUGCUUUGGGAGAGAUUUACGAACUCAAGAAGGCAAAGUAUAUGGAUAAGCCUCCAGAAGGAAAGCAUUCGACAAAGGGACUGGGCAAGAAAAUACCAGAUGAGUCAGAGUAUGUGAAGUGGAAGGAUGAAAUUGUCAUCCCCUGUGGCAAACCUGUUUCAUCUAAUGUCAAAGCCUCUGAGCUCAUGUACAAUGAGUACAUUGUCUAUAAUACAGCUCAGGUUAAGAUGCAAUUCUUGUUGAAGGUGAGGUUUCAUCACAAGACCCGAAGAACUGGCUGAAGAAAGCUGAGUAGCUGCUGCUUUUGCUCUAGUGUAUAUAUCUUGCAUGUCAGGUAAGAUGUCUAUAGUAUUAGGUUUCCUAUGAUGGGGCUCUGGGACUUGUGUUUGUGGAGAAUGCUUCAAUCAGCAUGGAACUCAUCUCUUUUGGUAAAAGAGCGGUUCAGGAUGGUAAGAUAUGAUCUCAUUUUGGGGUUCGUUGGGAGAUCCUUUAACUACGUUUUGUGCUUAGGAAGCUGGCAUUUGUAAGCGUACACUAUGUUCAAUUAAUACUUUUUAGCCUGAUGAUGCCUCCGAUAAUUGGCAGUAGCAGUCAUUCAUGUUUUAGUUCCUUCUUUCUGCACACCAUUCAACUCUCUCUCGGAGUUGGCUGUGACUGUAGUAUAAGUCGUUUAUUUGAGAUAUCA
This is a messenger RNA of Punica granatum (pomegranate), 3660 nucleotides long. The record is from RefSeq and is a predicted model, not a curated record. NCBI's taxonomy places the organism in Eukaryota, Viridiplantae, Streptophyta, Magnoliopsida, Myrtales, Lythraceae.